This is a messenger RNA of Emiliania huxleyi CCMP1516, 1302 nucleotides long. RefSeq lists its product as hypothetical. The record is from RefSeq and is a predicted model, not a curated record. The transcript has 8 exons. Lineage: Eukaryota; Haptophyta; Isochrysidales; Noelaerhabdaceae. Gene Ontology annotation, molecular function: protein serine/threonine kinase activity; ATP binding. Gene Ontology annotation, biological process: peptidyl-serine phosphorylation; intracellular signal transduction; chromosome segregation. Gene Ontology annotation, cellular component: nucleus. The coding region runs from base 10 to 1302 and encodes 430 amino acids.
CCUAGAACGAUGCCCCAGACUGCGGCCCCGCCGUCAGCUUGCCCACUCUGCCUCGAUCCGUUCACGCAGCCAACCAAGACGGCGUGCGGUCACGAGUUCUGCACCGCUUGCCUUGCUCAAUGGACGCAGCGGACGCCAUCGUGCCCGCUCUGCCGCACCGCACUCCGAACUAGCGACGACCCGGCUGUGCCACCACGACGCCCACACUGCCGAAGCCUUCGCGAACGCAUCGAGCGCGAGGAGGCGGAGCGCGCUGGAAUUCGGGAGCGGCAUCGGCAGCUUGCGAACCGGAUCGCCCUCGUGCAAUCCACGGUGUUCACGCCUUCAGGGAGGCCGUUUGAGAGCCUUCCGAGGGUGAGCGUGGCUCAGCUUCGCGAGCUGGACAAGGCGAACCGGAGAGGUCUCGGGGUCUCGCUGCGCGACGUCGGAAAUGGUCUCAGCAACGCCACGCGCGCCUCCGAGAAUGGAGCGCUCGCCGCCCACCUCGCCUCCGCAGCCUCGACCCGCGCCACCGACGCCGAGUGCAGCGCCGCCAUCAGCAGGUUGAGCAGCGCGUGCAGCCCUCCCGCCGCCACGUGGCCGCACGAGUCGUUUGUGCGCCACGUCGAGCGCGAGAUCGACAUCACCGCCGCGCUGACGCACCGGCGCAUCGUCGAGACGUUCGCCGCCCUCGAGAUCGACCGCUCCAUACCUCCCCCUCUCUCCCCAUGCCUCCCCAUCCCUCGUGCAGGGGGCGCGCUGGCGGAGCGCGAGGCCAAGUCGAUCAUCGUGCAGGUGCUGCACGGGCUGCGCCACCUGCACCGCCAGCGGGAGCCAAUCAUCCACUACGACCUCAAGCCGGCAAACAUCCUGCUGCACGAGGGCGAGGUGCUACCUCCCCAUAUCUCCCCAUAUCUCCCCAUAUCUCCCCAUAUCUCUCCAUAUCUCUCCAUAUCUCCCCAUAUCUCCCCAUAUCUCCCCAUAGUGCGCCUCUCCGACUUUGGCCUCUCCAAGGCGACCGACUCGCGCGGCGGCAUGGAGCUGACCUCGUACGGCUCCGAGGGCACGCACGGCUACUUGCCGCCCGAGUGCUACGAGGGCGAGUCGUCGCGCAUCUGCCCAAAGGUGGACGUCUUCUCGGCGGGCGUCGUCUGCUUCACGAUGCUCUUCUACCCCGCCAAGCCCUUCUUCGCCGACGCCUCGCAGCAGCAGAUCAUGCAGAUGUCGUCCCACUCCAUGCGGACCGAGGCGCAGCGCCUCGCGAUCCCCGACUGCAAGCCCGCCCUCUCCAAGGAGGAGCGGGGGGUCGGUCCGCCAGCGUGA